UAUAUAUAGAUAGAUAUAGAUAGAUAUAGAUAGAUAUAGAUAUAGAUAUAGAUAUAUAUACACACACUUGCACACUUGCCUCUUCUCACUCAAAAAUGUAUCCUUGAUUACUUUCUAGUAUAUUUUUGAGGACAACUGAAUAUGCAAUAGAAACGGCAGAUUAUCUGUCACCAUCACAUAACCAGAUGUGGUAGCGUCCUCUUUUUUUUUUCCUCCAGUCUUUUUACAGUAUAAGCUAUUUGCAUACACGAGACUUUCAUUCAGCAUAUCUCUGCAGGACAGAUUUUCAGGAAAAGAUACACUUAGUCAGUAAUCGGUCUGCACAGACUGCACACAAAAAGCCUAUUUUAUGUUUGACUACAAGGUGACCAAAGCAAGCACGGACAAAUUCAACAUGUGUGUGUGUGUGUGUGUGUGUGUGUGUGUGUGAACGGAGUCGCUCCUGGAAGACAAAUGUACAGUUCUUUGUUUUGAAUUUAGACACACUUUUUUUUUUUUUUUUUUUUUUUUUUACUCUUUACUCUAGGGUGACGGCUUUGGUCAAAUUGUUUAAUACUGUGAAUAGGAUAGGAGUCGGGUCUUUUUCACACACAAACUGUUUGUGAAAGUAAUCAACCAGCUUGGAUCUAAAAAAGAUUUGCACUACCUAAAUAUUGUUUGAAAAUCUAUUUUGUAUAAAGCAUAUGCAGACAUUAACUUUUCAGAAUUAUCAAGGGCAGAUCAUGUUUAACUGGUAUAUGCUUUCUCUAAAAAAAAUAAAGUUUUACUUAAAAAUAAUUUGAAUAUGUAUAUAUAUAAUCCAUUGUAAAGAAAAUGUGUUGUAUUUGUCUCCAAAUAAUAGUUUUUCUAUACCUAGACCUCUGUAUUAUUUCUCCUCUGUAGUGUGAUUCCUCCGUUGAUUAAAAGUCAAACUGUAUGUCUUUGUGUGGUACUUCUCCAAAACAAGGAGCUGUAUGCUGAUGUUUGCCAUGAUCCAUGACACUGAACUAUGGAAACGGUAAGCUCGUUGUGUGACACUUUUCGUUAUAACAAAUAAAUGUGCUCUUCCAUUCCGACACCUGGUUCAUUGACUGCUGAAGAAGAGUUUACUUCUAUUCUCCAUCUUUAUGUUCAGUGUGUUGAAGCACAUGUAAACAUCUGGCAUCAGUCCCAUCCCCACGAGAGAGGUCCGUGCAGGUACUGUACUUGUGUGCAAAUGUGAGUUACUUGUACUCCAAGAGUAUUUCAUUUUAUGCUACCGUACACUUCUACUCCACUACAUCUUAGAGUCAAAUGUACUUCUUACACACCUUCAUUUGUCUGACAAAUUUGGUUAAAGAUAUUUUUAUGUCAGUUUAGAAAAUAUGCAUUGUUAUAGAUAAAACUACCCAGCUGUAUAUACAGUAUAACAAGUAUAAAGUAUGGUUGUCUGUAAUGGUCAGUGAUGACACCUCGUCCCAUGGAGGUUGAGGCCAAGAGUCGGGGACGCGCAUCCAGCUGCCUCUGUGAUCACUGCGCUCGUUCACGAGCAUGUAAACACCUGACUACCACUGCAGGGGACCGAGCCGCUGACUUUUCCUCAUAACACAAAGAAAAAAAAAAAAAAGCCUCCCUGUUGAUUACACAGCAGUGUGUCCUCUGAGCGGGAUGACGGAUGAGGAGGUGUUUGCAUCAGAGGACCAGACGGUGGACAGCGGCCCGCUGGGGGACUUCAGGCGGAGGACUCGUCUGUACUGCAUGAAUGGCGGAUAUCACCUCCAGAUCCUCCCCGAUGGGACGGUGCAGGGCCAGAGGGAUGACGGGGACGUUCACGCUGUGUUGAAGCUCACAGCUGUGGACAGAGGUGUGGUGGUCAUCCAAGGAACAGAAGCCGGGAGAUAUUUGGCUAUGAGCGACGAGGGCUGGUUGUACAGUUCACCCACAGUGACUGAUGAAUGUUACUUCCUGGAGAAGCUGGAGGAGAACCACUACAACACAUAUGCAAGUCAGAAAUAUCAGGAGAGGAACUGGUACGUAGCGCUGAAAAAGAACGGAAGAUCUAAACUGGGUCCAAGAACUCACAUCGGACAGAAGGCCAUCUUCUUUCUGCCCCGACGGCUGAGUGACUCCAGAGAGUGACGACAAGCGGCUCAUCUCACAGUGAUACCUCGAGCUAAAUGGAUGCCAUUUCACCGCCACAAGAAGAAGUUGUGUGAAAAUGGUUCAUGAGGCACUGCAAAGUCUUUGUAAAAUGUUAAUCUAAUGCAUACUUAUUAGGGCAAGGACCAGCAUGCAUCAGAGCUACAGAGAAGUGCCAUGUUUCUGUCCACUAACACAGCAUCCCGUUUCAGUUGGAAGCAGGUCUUCUUGCUGCACGGAAGAAAAAGUGCCGACAAGUAAACGGCAUCUGAAAUAGUGGUUCUCAGACUGAGGGGCAUGUUGGAUGAGAAGAAAAAAUAUGUAUUCUUAAUAUAUAUUCUGUUAUUAUAAUGCAAUGUACCGUUAAAGAGACAUAAAAGCUGUCACUCUGUUGCCUCGCCAAUAAAUUAGCUCCACAAUGCUGACCUGUAAAUAAUAUAAUCGUGUGUGUGUGUGUGUGUAAUACAAUAGAGACAACUCAGAAACGACGCAUUAAAAGUGACAUUUAUUUAACACUAAACAUUGUCUGUACAGUUUAAUAACAACAAAACCUCAAGGUUGCAGCUCUACAUCACAUAGAAAUAAGCAUGAUGGGUGUUUUAUCAAAGCCAUGGCAGCAGAAUGAAGUUAACAGACUAAAACCCACAUGAACUCCUUCCAUUGAUGGGUGGUUAGAUCAUGAACGACUGUCUCAUCCUGUCGUGCUGUUUCCUCCAGAAUACAAAACAGAAGCCACUGCGUCAGUCAUUCCGUGUUGUAUGUCUGUGACUUCGACCAAUGAUGGGAACAUCCUCUGGGUUUUAUUAGCUAUGUUUCUAAAAGUGCACCUGCAUACAACAUUCUUUGAUAUAGUUUUAAUACCCACAAGAUAGCAAACAACUUACACCGUAUUAAUCAUGUUCAAAGAAAGGAAAAACAUUUCUCUUUCCCGUCUGUCCAUUAAAUCUCACGGCAAAAACCUACCUGAAAAAAUGGAAUUUGAGUUAAUUUUCAGCUUUUAGAUAAUUUGAUCCAAACGUCUGAGCGAGAUCAACAGCAGAAACCCAGACAGCCUUUUUUUUUUUUUUUUGUAUUUUUAAUCAGGUCACAGAGCUUUUCCACUGACAAUGAAUGAGAUGCCGACUCGCUGAAGAGCCAUGGAAAGGUCAGGCUGUUACAUCUACAUGAGCUUUCUGAGGACACGAACCAGAAAAUGUGCUCACACGCCCAGAAAAAUCCUCUGCUGUCCAAACACACGGUCGACCCUUAAGGCUGCAGGGUUCGUCCCGUUACCGUUUAGUCAUCUGGUUUCAUUAUGAAAAGCUCACGCUGGAUCAUAUCUGUAACCUAAAUUACAUUUCCCAGGGUUGGUAGUUUACCUGAUUUAAUGUACAACUAAAUAUCUAACAGGCAAAUCAUAACCAAUACAUGAUGUACAUUUUAAUGUGCUCUACUGACACCGUGUUUCAAUCACAAGCAUGUGUGUUUUAAUAUGACCGUGCCCUUAAUGGGCAGUUUCUCACACGUUAAAAGCAGCAAACAACACUGCCCCCUCUUGGUUAAAAAGAAAAGGGCAACACUACUUAAAGCCAACAGGUGAGUGAAAUAACAGCAUUUACAGCCCAAUGAAGUCUUUGCUUUUUAAGUGUAUGUGGGAUCUAAAUACAGCCAAUAGUCGUCACAAUAAAACUAUGAUUAGUGCAGAUUACAAAGUGUGUUGCAUGCUGUGGCAAACCUACCUGUUGUGUUGACCUGUUGGCUUCAAGUGUCACCAACAUGAGACGCUCCCUAUUUAUCGACCUUAAGGGCUGAUGCAUGCUCGUACGCUGCCAUCAAAUGAUAUAAGGCGUUACUUACACAAUAUAGACAGAGACGUAAAUAGCACUUAACAUUCGCCACGAAUGAGUACAUCAAGGGAAUAUUACCGUUAACCAUUUUCCAUUAAUAAAGUUUCAAAACAAAAAAUAAAAGAAGUGAUAUAAUUCCUGAAUAUCUCAUCGAGAGUCGUCUUCGUCUACAAGUGGUCCGGCUGACUUCACUCUCCACAGAGCUGCUGCUCAGGUUGGUCA
Anarrhichthys ocellatus (wolf-eel) is the source of this 4145-nucleotide messenger RNA. RefSeq names its product fibroblast growth factor 1a (gene fgf1a). NCBI's taxonomy places the organism in Eukaryota, Metazoa, Chordata, Actinopteri, Perciformes, Anarhichadidae. The record is from RefSeq and is a predicted model, not a curated record. The transcript is spliced from 3 exons. Bases 1627 to 2097 code for a protein of 156 amino acids. Gene Ontology annotation, molecular function: growth factor activity.